This is a messenger RNA of Alligator sinensis (Chinese alligator), 1180 nucleotides long. RefSeq names its product olfactory receptor 11A1-like. Gene Ontology annotation, molecular function: G protein-coupled receptor activity; olfactory receptor activity. The transcript has 2 exons. Gene Ontology annotation, cellular component: membrane. The record is from RefSeq and is a predicted model, not a curated record. Gene Ontology annotation, biological process: G protein-coupled receptor signaling pathway. NCBI's taxonomy places the organism in Eukaryota, Metazoa, Chordata, Crocodylia, Alligatoridae. Bases 113 to 1180 code for a protein of 355 amino acids.
UGGUCAGGUCAAAAGAACUGGGGAAUCUUGGCUGCCUCUUUAUUAGUAGAAGAAAAAUAGAUUGAAAGGAUGAGAAGUGAAUAGUAUCCUGGUACAGACCCCAGUCUUGGUGAUGCUCCAUGAAGAGGUGACCUCCUGGAUUCCUGGUCCGAAGAGACUCCCCUUUGCGAUAAAGACCAUGGCAGACCCAGAACAAGGAAACCAAACAUUUGUCACAGAAUUUAUCUUCCUGGGAUUUGGUGAUCUCCAUGACCUGCAAAGUCUUUUCUUCCUGCUCUUCCUCAUGAUCUACGUUUUGACCAUGGUAGGAAACAUUGUCAUUAUUGCCCUAAUUGUCACUGAGCACCGCCUUCACACCCCCAUGUACUUCUUCCUGGGGAAUUUGUCCUGCUUAGAAAUCUGCUCCACCUCCACCAUCCUGCCCAGGAUGUUGUCUAGUUUGCUUAACAAACAAUAUGGGAUUUCAUUAAGUGGUUGCUUCUUUCAGUUUUAUGCAUUUGGUUCCCUGGCAUGUUCUGAGUGUUAUCUCUUAUCUGCCAUGUCUUAUGAUCGGUUCUUAGCAAUAUAUAAACCACUGCAUUAUGCAUCCUUGAUGAACAGCAAGGUCUGUAUCCAACUAGCAGCAUGGGCUUGGAUAAGUGGAUUUGUGUCUAACACCUUCACAUCAUUCUUGGUAUCACAACUGACUUUCUGUGGGUCCAACCAUAUUGAUCAUUUCUUCUGUGAUUACACUCCAUUGCUAGUGCUGUCCUGCAGUGACACACAUGCAACAGAAAUAGCUAUGUCUGUGGAGGGCACAAUGUGCACUGUGCUUCCCUUUGUGUUGACCCUCAUGUCCUAUAUUUGUAUCAUUGCCACCAUCCUAAGAAUCCCUUCCACCACCGGGAGAAAAAAAGCCUUUUCUACCUGCUCCUCACACCUUGUUGUGGUUACAAUAUUCUAUGGUAGUCUAAUAAUUGUCUACACAUUACCAAAAAGUGAUGUAUUGAGAGACCAAAACAAAGUGUUCUCAGUUUUUUAUGCCAUAUUGACCCCUUUAUUAAACCCUCUUAUAUACAGUCUGAGGAAUAAGGAGUUCAGGGAAGCCCUGAGGAAGGCUAUGGGCAAUUGUGUGCCUUCAAAAAGAAUUCGGAGAGUCCAAACCCUGGAUUUAAAUUUAAAACACACAAGGGACAUGUGA